GCAUUGAAGGAAAUAUUCAAGAAAACUUGGUCCUGGAUAGGGUGAAAAAUCUGCGUAAAUGGCUGCAUCAAUGAGGGAAAAUGAGCUAGUGAGGUCAAUGAGCAAAAAGGCAAGUUUUGGAUCAGCAAGUAGAAAAGGAUCAUGGGCUUCAGCAAGUAUUCGCGACGCGUUUGGUGCACCAGGAGUGGAUGUUUUCGCGAAAAGUGGGAGGCAAGAUGAUGAAGAUGAACUUAAAUGGGCUGCAAUUGAAAGGCUUCCAACUUAUGAUAGAAUGAGGAAAGGAAUUUUAAAGCAAGUAUUGGAUAAUGGAAAAGUUGUUCAUGAACAAGUUGAUGUAGCACAUAUGGGAAUGCAAGAAAAGAAGCAACUUAUGGAGAGUAUAUUAAAUGGUAUUGAUGAAGACAAUGAGAGAUUCCUUCUCAGGCUUAAAGAUCGUAUCGAAAGGGUUGGGAUAGACAUUCCAAGAAUUGAAAUCAGGUUUGAGCAUUUGUCAAUUGAAGGAGAUGCAUAUGUUGGCAGUAGAGCACUUCCAACACUAUGGAAUUCAACCAUCAAUUCAUUAGAGGGAAUUCUUGGUCUUUUGAGGCUUUCGCCGUCUAAGAAGAAAUCUAUCAAAAUACUGGAUGACAUUUCUGGAAUUGUAAAAUCAUCAAGGAUGACACUGCUUCUUGGACCUCCAGCCUCUGGCAAAACUACAUUGUUGAAGGCACUUGCAGGAAAACUGGAGCAAGAUCUUAGGGUAAAGGGAAAGAUCAGUCACUGCGGUCACGAACUCAAAGAGUUCAUACCUCAGAGAACUUGUGCUUAUAUCUGCCAACAUGAUCUUCAUCAUGGUGAGAUGACAGUAAGAGAGACAUUAGACUUCUCGGGUCGCUGCUUGGGAGUUGGUGCCAGAUAUGAACUGCUAGCAGAGCUCUCGAGACGAGAAAAAGAUUCAGGAAUCAAACCGGAUCCUGAGAUAGAUGCAUUCAUGAAAGCCAUAUCAGUAGCUGGACAAAAGACCAAUUUGGUCACUGACUCUAUUCUCAAGAUACUUGGAUUGGAUAUUUGUUCUGAUACAAUGGUGGGUGAUGAAAUGAGAAGAGGUAUUUCUGGUGGGCAAAAGAAGCGUGUAACGACAGGAGAAAUGUUGGUUGGGCCUGCGAAAGUUUUCUUGAUGGAUGAAAUCUCGACUGGUCUUGACAGUUCAACAACAUUUCAAAUUGUCAAAUAUAUGAGACAGAUGGUUCAUAUUAUGAAUGUGACAAUGAUAAUAUCUCUACUUCAGCCAGCCCCGGAAACCUUUAAUCUAUUUGAUGACAUUAUCUUGCUUUCAGAAGGGAAAAUUGUCUACCAAGGUCCACGUGAAGAGGUUCUUGAGUUCUUCGAAAGUGUUGGAUUUAAAUGUCCUGAAAGGAAAGGAGUUGCGGAUUUUCUUCAAGAGGUUACUUCCAAGAAAGAUCAAGAACAAUACUGGUCCAAAAAGAAUGUUCCUUAUCAAUAUGUAUCAGUACCUGACUUUGUUGAGCACUUCCAAUCUUUCCAUAUCGGCCUAAAGCUUUUCGGUGAAGUUCAAGUUCCUUAUGACAGAAGUAGAACCCACCCUGCAGCAUUGGUGAAAGAAAAAUAUGGUAUCUCUAACAAAGAACUUUUCAAGGCAUGCUUGUCAAGGGAGUGGUUGCUGAUGAAACGAAACUCCUUCGUCUACAUUUUCAAGACUGUUCAGAUCACAAUCAUGGCUAUCUUUACAUUCACUGUAUUCUUUAGAACGAAAAUGAAGCACGGUGAAGCAGAAGAUGGAGGAAAAUUUUAUGGUGCUCUGUUUUUCAGCCUUCUCAACGUGAUGUUCAAUGGCAUGGCUGAGCUUGCAAUGACUAUCUUCAGGCUACCUGUCUUUUUUAAACAGAGAGAUGCUUUGGUUUACCCAGCUUGGGCUUUUGCUCUUCCAAUUUGGCUCCUUAGGAUCCCCGUCUCGCUGAUGGAAUCAGGAAUAUGGAUCCUUCUCACAUACUACACUGUUGGAUUUGCACCUGCAGCUGAUAGGUUUUUCCGGCAGUACUUGGCCUAUGUUGGUAUUCACCAGAUGGCGUUGGGACUCUUCCGUUUCAUUGCAGCGCUUGGAAGAACACAAGUUGUGGCCAACACCCUUGGUACCUUCACAUUGUUGUCAGUUUUUGUCCUUGGUGGAUUUAUCAUUGCCAAAGAUGACCUCCAACCUUGGAUGAAAUGGGCCUAUUACCUUUCCCCUAUGUCAUAUGGACAGAACGCUAUAGUUCUUGUUGAAUUUCUUGACAAAAGAUGGAACAAGCCCAAUGAGGAUCCAAGCUUUCCAGGAAAAACAGUUGGAAUAGAGCUUCUUAAAGCCAGAGGGAUGUUUACAGAUGACAUUUGGUACUGGAUUUGUGUCAUUGCACUUUUCGCGUUCUCAUUGUUUUUCAACCUUUGCUUCGUUGCAGCACUCACGUACUUAAAACCUCUUGGAGAUACUAAAUCUAUUAUGGUGAAUGAAGAACACAGUCAAUACAAGGAAAAGAAGAUGAAAGUAAUACCAGAUGAAGGAAAGAACACUUCAGAAGAUGUAAAAUCAAAUGGUGCAGAUAGUGCAACCAACAAAAAAGGCAUGGUUCUGCCAUUCCAGCCUUUGUCCCUUUCAUUUGAACAUGUGAAUUACUAUGUCGAUAUGCCUGCUGAAAUGAAAAGUCAAGGAAUUGAAGAAAUGCGACUCCAGCUUCUACGAGAUGUGAGUGGUGCCUUUAGACCAGGUGUGCUAACAGCAUUAAUGGGUGUGAGUGGUGCUGGAAAGACUACUUUGAUGGAUGUUUUAGCUGGAAGGAAAACUGGUGGAUACAUUGAAGGGAAUAUCUGUGUUUCUGGUUAUCCAAAGAUCCAAGAAACCUUCGCUCGAGUUAGUGGCUACUGUGAACAAAAUGACAUUCAUUCUCCACAUGUCACUGUUUAUGAAUCUCUUCUAUAUUCUGCCUGGUUGCGUCUUCCUUCAGAUGUCAACAACGAAACUCGAAUGAUGUUUGUGGAGGAAGUGAUGGAGUUGGUUGAGCUUACAUUAUUGAGAAACUCUCUAGUUGGACUUCCAGGAGUUGAUGGUUUAUCGACUGAACAAAGAAAGCGGCUUACUAUAGCCGUGGAGUUGGUUGCUAAUCCUUCGNGCACUGAAAGUGGAUCAACUCUUAAACGAGCUAUUCUUUCUAUCAGCGAAAAACAACAGGACCUUUCAAAUCUAAUGGGAGCAAUGUAUGCUGCUGUUCUGUUUCUUGGAGGAACAAACACUUCUGCUGUUCAAUCUGUUGUGGCUAUUGAGAGAACAGUCUUCUAUCGCGAAAGAGCAGCAGGGAUGUUUUCAGCCUUACCAUAUGCUUUUGCUCAGGUGACUGUGGAAACAAUCUAUGUCGGAAUCCAAACUUUCCUUUACAGCCUAAUUCUUUACUCAAUGAUUGGAUUUGAGUGGCAAGCUGACAAGUUCUUCUGGUUCUAUUACUACGUGUUCAUGUGCUUCGUCUACUUCACACUCUACGGAAUGAUGCUUGUAGCUCUCACUCCAAAUUAUCAGAUAGCAGCAAUUGUCAUGUCUUUCUUCCUUAGCUUCUGGAACCUCUUCUCUGGUUUCCUCAUUCCUAGGAUGCAAAUUCCAAUAUGGUGGAGGUGGUACUACUGGGGUUCACCAGUUGCAUGGACAAUAUAUGGUCUCAUUACAUCUCAAUUGGGAGACAAAACAGAACCUGUUCAUGUUCCUAGUCAUGAUAAUGCCCCUAGUUAUCUUCCAUUGAAGGAUUACCUCAAGGAAUAUCUUGGUUAUGAUUUUGACUUUCUUGGUGCAGUUGCUGCAGCACAUCUUGGUUGGGUGCUUCUAUUCUUCACUGUCUUUGUAUAUGCCAUCAGAGUUCUCAACUUCCAAAAGAGAUAA
This is a messenger RNA of Nicotiana tabacum (common tobacco), 3898 nucleotides long. The record is from RefSeq and is a predicted model, not a curated record. Lineage: Eukaryota; Viridiplantae; Streptophyta; Magnoliopsida; Solanales; Solanaceae.